AUGUUUAAGUUUGUGGUAAUUUUAUCGCUGGUGGCCAUUGCGGUGCACGCACAGGAUGCGUCCCGGCCAAUCAUCAACACCAGCGGUGGACAGAUCCAGGGUGUCACAUCCAGCUGUGGACUGUUCUGCAGCUACUUCGCCUUCAAUGGCAUCCCAUACGCGCAGGCUCCGGUAGGUGAUCUGCGCUUCCGCAACCCCCGGCCACACGGUGGCUGGCAGGGAGUGAAGGAUGGCAGUGAGCACCGGGAUACCUGCCCGUCGGGAGGCUUGCUUGGUGGAGUGUCCGGCAGUGAGGAUUGCCUGUACCUGAACGUGUACACCCAGAACUUGAUCGGACAGCGACCGGUGAUGGUAUGGAUUCAUGGUGGAUCGUUUACCGGUGGGUCCGGUAAUUCGUGGAUCUACGGCCCAGACAAUCUGAUGCCGGAGGAUGUUGUGGUCGUCACGAUCAACUACCGUUUGGGCAUUCUUGGAUUCUUCAGCACGGACGAUGUGCAUGCGGCUGGUAACUGGGGCAUGAAGGAUUGUGUGAUGGCAUUGCAGUGGGUGCGUCAGAAUAUUGCCGCCUUCGGUGGUGACCCGAACAAUGUAACAAUCUUCGGCGAGAGUGCUGGCGGUGUUGCCGUCCACUAUCUGGUCCUGUCGAACAAGGCGAGCGGUUUGUUCCACAAAGCCAUCGCCCAGUCCGGUACGGCGCUCGUCCCUUGGGGCUUCCAGUACCGUCCGCGGGAGCUGGCCUACAAGCUGGCCGAUAAGCUCGGUUACUCCCAUGACAGUGCACAGCUGGUGCAGAGUCUACGCAGCACGCCGAUCGAGCGGCUGUUAGAUGUGCAGGGGGGUUGGCUAGAUAUUGAGAUCCCGCGCGGUUUCAAACCGUUCGAGUUUGUGCCGAACGCGGAACCGGUCAACUCGCCGGAGGAAACCUUCCUGACGCAGUUGCCGAUGGACAUCUUGAACGCCGGUACGUUCAACCACGUACCGUUCAUUGCCGGGUACAUGAGCAUGGAGAGUAUGUUCAUGGUGUACGAGCACACGAUCGACAGCACGGUGUGGGAUUCGUUCACGCGCAAUCCGGACUACUUCGUGCCGCACUUCUGGAACAUUCCGCACGGUACGGCGGCUUCGGCCGCGGUCAGCCAGGGUUUCCGUAACGCGUACUGGCAGGAUCGUCCCCUCAAUGACAACAUCAUGGUCGAGUGGAUGCAGUUCCACACCGACCAGCAGUUCAUCUACGCCAUCGACAAGACGAUUCGGGUCCAUGCUCAACGCUCCAGCGCUCCGACAUACUACUAUCAGUUUAGCUUCGACGGUGAUCUGAAUCUGGUCAAGCGCUUGCUGCUGCUCGGUAGCUGGCCCGGUGCGAUGCACGCCGACGAUAUCCCGUAUCUGUGGUCGGUUACCGAUCUUACGCUCUCGCCCAUCCUGCCGACAAACCACGCACGCACGGUGAGCAAUCGUUUCGUGCGCCUGUUUACCAACUUUGCUCGGUUCGGCAAUCCGACCCCGAAUGCGGUGGACACGCUGCUCCAGAACCGUCAGUGGCUGCCGGUAACGGCUGCGAGCGUACCGUACAUGGACAUCGGACACGAUCUGGUGACGAGCGUUAACCCGAACGGCCAGCGCACGUCUGUGUGGCGCGAUCUUGAAGAUCGCUACGCUAACGAUCCUUUCCGCUUCCCACGAAAAUAG
This is a messenger RNA of Anopheles moucheti, 1689 nucleotides long. Its product is annotated as bile salt-activated lipase-like. NCBI's taxonomy places the organism in Eukaryota, Metazoa, Arthropoda, Insecta, Diptera, Culicidae. The record is from RefSeq and is a predicted model, not a curated record. The transcript has 2 exons. The coding region runs from base 1 to 1689 and encodes 562 amino acids.